Molecule: messenger RNA, 2933 nt
Organism: Meriones unguiculatus (Mongolian gerbil)
Lineage: Eukaryota; Metazoa; Chordata; Mammalia; Rodentia; Muridae
Gene: Kctd18
Product: potassium channel tetramerization domain containing 18
Exons: 7
Coding region: 631-1881 (416 amino acids)
Biological process (GO): protein homooligomerization
Molecular function (GO): protein binding
Source: RefSeq, a predicted model, not a curated record
GAAGCCUCGGGGGUGGGAGUGGGCUUCCCGAGGGCGUCCCGGCCCGCCUGUCUUAGGACCGGGGAGCCUUGGGCUGCGGGUUCCUGCGUGGACCGAAUCAGGGUUCUCCGGUCCAGGAAGUCCUCGGUGGGGGCCUCGUGAUCCCCACCCUUCCGGGUUUUGUCCGGCUUGGCGGAGGGGCGUGAGGCCCCUGAGCUGGCUUGCUCAACGCGGAGUCGGCGCGCGCAUCCCCGCCGCUCAGACUUUUGGAACCAGACCCCGCUGCGGCCGGGAGUCUGGCCCUUGAGCAAACGUCCUCGACGGUUUGGUGCAGAUGGGCCUUCGCACCACAGAGGCCUCCGUGGCUGCCUCCCGAGGAGUGCCGCCACAGGGGCUAGCCUUGGGCUGCGGUCCCCAGAUAGCAGCAGAUAGUGAGUGAAGGGCCUAACUCAAGAGCCACGGAGGUGGAGCUGUGUUAAAGGGAUGGAUGGUGUGUGGGUGCAUACAUCAGAACCUGAAGCUGGGCCCUCAGGUUCACCUGGCUGCUCUGGGUUGUGAGCGGCCCCACGGCUUACUCACAGAGGUCUGGGACUGCGAUUAUUUUGAAGUUUUUGCAAGUGUAAGGCCAACUUUUAGGUGUCCGAGGGAGCAAUGGCAGGCCGUGAAGCGGAAGUGCUGGAUAUUCUUCGGCUGAAUGUGGGUGGCUGCGUUUACACGGCCCGGCGUGAGUCUUUGUGCCGCUUCAAGGACUCUAUGCUGGCAUCUAUGUUUAGUGGCCGCUUUCCUCUAAAAACAGAUGAAUCCGGGGCAUGUAUUAUAGACCGCGAUGGACAUCUAUUCAAAUACAUUUUGGACUAUCUCCAUGGCGAGGUUCAGACUCCUAUGGAUGAACAGACUCGAGCCGCCCUGCAGGAAGAGGCUGACUACUUUGGCAUCCCUUACCCAUACAGCCUGUCUGACCACUUGGCCAAUGAGAUGGAGACAUAUUCUUUAAGGUCAAAUAUAGAACUUAAAAAGGCUUUAACAGACUUCUGCGAGUCAUAUGGCUUAGUUUGCAAUAGGCCAACAGUUUGGGUUCUCCACUAUCUUAACACAUCUGGUGCAAGCUGUGAGAGUAGAAUUAUUGGUGUCUAUGCUACAAAAACUGACGGGACAGAUGCCAUCGACAAGCAGCUGGGAGGAAGAAUUCAUAGUAAAAGCAUUUUCAAAAGAGAGGCGGGGAAUAAUGUUCAGUACAUUUGGAGCUAUUACUCUGUAGCCGAGUUGAAGAAAAUGAUGGAUGCCUUUGAUGCUUGGGAAGGAAAAGGUGUAAGCUACUGGCGUGUGCCCCAUGAGCUCAUAGAGUGCUGGACGUUGGAAGAGCGCCCUUUACAUGGAAGCCUGCGCCAUAUGGCCCCAAUUCGAAAGAGGAGGCUGACAGCCCUCAGCGAAGAGGAUGAAGGCGUGAACUGCAGGGCUGCUCCGAAGCCGGUCAGAUUUUUGGGCCCUUCCACAAGCACCCAAAUUAAAGUCAAGAAUUCUGCUUCAGUCAGGGUGUCACCUGCCAAUGCCGCCCAGAUCUCCUCUCAGGCUACAGCAAACAGGUCCCAAAGAGGCAGCUGUGGAAGGGCAGCCCAGUGCUCUGUGGCCACAGGGGCAUCUGGGCACGCUCCUGCUUCCCCUGAUGCCCAGAGUUCGGAAAACCACGGCACACAGCCGCCUCCUGUCAAAGUGCUCCUCUCUGACAAGAAGUCUCCACCCCACCGAGUGAUCAAGCUGAGAAGGACUCCACUAUGUGUGGGGCCUUCCCUGCCUAUCCCCUCAGCAGGGAGCCAGGCCGGCCCCCACCAGCAGCCUUCUCCCGAAGCUUCCAGCACCCUGGCUGAGCAGACUGACAACAGGAAAGACCAGCCUGAUGGAUAAAGUGACUUGAAACUGUCCAUGUGGCCCACAGCUUCCAGCGUGCUGGUUCCAGCAGCGUUCUUGGGGUGGAAAGGGAAACCAGUGUAGAUGUUUAGGAUUAUUACAGGAAGAGUGAAUGCCGAGACGUGGGAGGAGAGGAGGAGACUUUGUGGUUGGGGUUAUUAUUUUCUUUCCAUUUUCCUAAGCUUGUCUAUGUGCAGUUCUAGUUUUUAAUUUUAAGUUUUAUUUAAAUGGUUAAUUGAUACCAAGGCAAGCAAGCAGUAAGAAGUCUCCCCUUUUUGCAGUAUUAGAGCUGCUCAGCCACGUUUAUAAUGCUGUUCUGGCAGUCCAAGGGUAGGACUGAUGUCUGGGCACAGGCGCAGAGGGGCCACCUGUGCUGGCCACGCUGUAUGGAGGCCAGGAGAGCUCUCAGAUGGAGUGUGAAUCCACAGGCUGCUCACAGUUGCCUCUUCUCCAAAGACAACAUGAGAAGAAGUGAUGGGAAAGAAGAGUAUAAUUAAAGGUCAGACGUUGACCUUCUGAUUGGGCCAUUUUUGUUCGUCGAUUGGCACCCUACUUUGUUCUGGUAGCAGCUGUGUCUACACACAAGGGAAGUUCGUGUUGUAGGAGCUGUAGGGUGGUCUUCAGAAUAGUUAAAAUACGGCAUUUCACGUCGAGCAGUGAAGUUUUGAGGUACUUUGAAAAAGUUAAGUAAGUUUAACUUAACUCAAGUUAAUUUGUUCCUAGAGGUGACUGUUGAAGAGGUCUUCUAAUUAUACACUACACUUUAUGCAUACAAUUUCCAUAUAACUUGAAUUUAAUAUUUUUAAACAAAAUAUUUUGAUCUAUUUUUUCAUGUCCAUUGAAUUGUGCGUGCUUUCUCUUACAUAUUAUGUUUGGUAAUUGGAUGGUACAUUUCUGCUUUCCAUGAGCACUGUGCUAAGCUAAGUAGGUUUAUAGAGCAGGGUGUUCUUACUCAAAUGCUGGACACUGCACUUGCAUUGCUUUGAAAGAGUGAGGCAAGUAUACUCAUGAUGUUUCUUUUGAAAUAAAUAAAACGUUUCCACAAAUAA